Molecule: messenger RNA, 2270 nt
Organism: Suricata suricatta (meerkat)
Lineage: Eukaryota; Metazoa; Chordata; Mammalia; Carnivora; Herpestidae
Gene: MID1
Product: midline 1
Exons: 12
Coding region: 1-2085 (694 amino acids)
Molecular function (GO): protein binding; zinc ion binding
Source: RefSeq, a predicted model, not a curated record
AUGGAAACACUGGAAUCGGAGCUGACCUGCCCUAUUUGUCUGGAGCUCUUUGAGGACCCUCUCCUGCUGCCCUGCGCUCACAGCCUCUGCUUCAACUGCGCCCACCGCAUCCUGGUGUCACACUGCGCGACCAACGAGUCCGUGGAGUCCAUCACCGCCUUCCAGUGCCCCACCUGCCGACAUGUCAUCACGCUCAGCCAGCGAGGUCUAGACGGACUCAAGCGCAACGUCACCCUGCAGAACAUCAUCGACAGGUUCCAGAAAGCAUCUGUGAGCGGGCCCAAUUCCCCUAGCGAGACCCGCCGGGAGCGGGCGUUCGACGCCAACACCAUGACCUCCGCUGAGAAAGUCCUCUGCCAGUUCUGUGACCAGGAUCCCGCCCAGGACGCUGUGAAGACCUGUGUCACUUGUGAAGUGUCCUACUGUGAUGAGUGCCUGAAAGCCACUCACCCAAACAAGAAGCCCUUUACAGGCCAUCGUCUGAUUGAACCAAUUCCAGACUCGCACAUCCGGGGACUGAUGUGCUUGGAGCACGAGGAGGAGAAGGUGAAUAUGUACUGUGUGACCGAUGACCAGUUAAUCUGUGCCUUGUGUAAACUGGUUGGGCGGCACCGAGACCAUCAGGUGGCAGCUUUGAGUGAGCGCUAUGACAAAUUGAAGCAAAACUUAGAGAGUAACCUCACCAACCUUAUUAAGAGGAACACGGAACUGGAGACCCUUUUGGCUAAACUCAUCCAAACCUGCCAGCAUGUGGAGGUCAAUGCAUCACGUCAAGAAGCCAAACUGAUGGAGGAGUGUGAUCUUCUCAUUGAGAUCAUUCAGCAAAGACGACAAAUUAUUGGAACCAAGAUCAAAGAAGGGAAGGUGAUGAGGCUCCGCAAACUGGCUCAACAGAUUGCGAACUGCAAGCAGUGCAUCGAGCGGUCGGCAUCCCUCAUCUCCCAAGCGGAACAUUCUCUGAAGGAGAACGAUCAUGCGCGCUUCCUGCAGACAGCGAAGAAUAUCACUGAGAGAGUCUCCAUGGCAACUGCAUCAUCCCAGGUCCUAAUUCCUGAAAUCAACCUCAAUGACACAUUUGACACCUUUGCCUUAGAUUUCUCCCGAGAGAAGAAAUUGCUAGAAUGUCUGGAUUACCUUACAGCUCCCAGCCCUCCCACCAUUAGAGAAGAGCUCUGCACCGCGUCCUACGACACCAUCACUGUUCACUGGACCUCCGACGAUGAAUUCAGUGUGGUUUCCUAUGAGCUCCAAUACACCAUAUUCACCGGACAAGCCAAUGUCGUUAGUGAGUAUUGGUGUUCUGGGGGGAGUUGGGAGCCCCUCAGGAAGUGCAAAUUCACCGUGCCGUGUCUGCUUGGUUUUGCAGGUCUGUGUAACUCUGCCGAUAGCUGGAUGAUCGUGCCCAACAUCAGGCAGAACCACUAUACGGUUCAUGGUCUGCAGAGUGGCACCAAGUACAUCUUCAUCGUCAAGGCCAUCAACCAGGCGGGCAGCCGCAGCAGCGAGCCUGGGAAGUUGAAGACAAACAGCCAACCAUUUAAACUGGACCCCAAAUCUGCACAUCGGAAGCUGAAGGUGUCCCACGACAACUUGACAGUAGAACGUGAUGAGUCAUCGUCCAAAAAGAGUCACACGCCUGAACGCUUCACCAGCCAAGGGAGCUAUGGUGUCGCUGGAAACGUGUUCAUUGAUAGCGGCCGGCAUUACUGGGAGGUGGUCAUAAGUGGAAGCACAUGGUAUGCCAUUGGCCUUGCUUACAAAUCAGCCCCGAAGCAUGAGUGGAUCGGCAAGAACUCUGCUUCCUGGGCGCUGUGUCGCUGUCACAAUAACUGGGUGGUGAGACACAACAGCAAGGAAACCCCCAUCGAGCCAGCCCCCCAUCUCCGGCGCGUCGGCAUCCUGCUGGACUAUGAUAACGGUUCCAUCGCCUUCUACGAUGCUUUGAACUCCAUCCACCUCUACACCUUCGACAUCACGUUCUCGCAGCCUGUGUGCCCUACCUUCACGCUGUGGAACAAGUGUUUGACCAUUAUAACUGGCCUUCCGAUCCCAGACCAUCUGGACUGCACAGAGCAGCUGCCGUGAGCUCUUGGCCACUGGUCCUAAAGGUCCAGUGUCCUUUAGGUGCUGAUUUCUGGGGGAUUAAAAGGACCGUGGCCACCAUUUCAGGGACAGAGAAAGCACAGGCUUCCAGAGUGUGAUUAAGUCUCACCAAAAAGUGUCCAGAAAUUGGCUAGGAUAGGACUCAAAAUAGGCGAUUCUCCCCCUUU